UCAUUGCAUUGUUAUGAGAGUGGGUCGCUUGAUCUGUGUCGGACCGAGAGAAGUAUGUUAACAUCUCCUAUUAUGGGUGAAACUCUAUUUCUCUCUCCGCCUACUGUACUUUCUCCUUUAUGAAGUUGGUAACUGUAUUGCUUGGUGCGCCGAUCAUCAGAACUGUUUUGUAACCCUGGGAACUGCAGCUUGCAGCCUCACAGUGCCUCUCUGCUAUGCCCUGUGCUCUAACUCUAUCUUGCUUUGACAUCCAGACCUGAGCACGCCUGCCGCUCCAGCGAUGCCAGCCUUCUGCCGGGGCUGCGUGUCUGUGCGGAAGCUGGGGCGCAGGACUGCCCUGGACUGAUGGCCCGGACUCUCGCGGAGGCCCGCCCGCUGCCUGCCUUUCCCGUUAGGUUCCAAACCUCUGUCCCUUCCCGCCUUCGGGAAGCCGGUCCAGUUAGUUGGACGCUCCGCAGAGGGUUCUGGGAGAUGUAGUUUUCUUCCCGGCCUGUCCCGCCCGGCUCUGGGACGCAUGACGUACUUCCGCGUGCGCCGCCCCGCGGCGGUAGCCGGUAGGGGCGCCGGCGGUGCUGCCUCAGGCUUGUUGUCAGCGUUCUCCAGCGGGCGGGGGGCGUUCUGAGUGUCUGUGGCCGCGGAUCCGGCCAUUGCUGACCAGGCUCUGGUCCAGCGGAGCCCUCCACGGUCGGUCCCGUCGUGGACGGAUCCAGCCCGGCCUCUCCUCCCGCGUGAGGGCCGCGGAACGGUACGAACUCACCUCUCCGGUUCCUCUGUCCAGGCUCGGAGGUCGCCUCCCCGCUGGGGACUCAGCCCCGGAACCUCGCUCUGUGGGGGCGCGAGGUCCCUCCUGGCGGGGGGCGCGGGUGGAAGCAGCAGCGAGGCCCCGACGGUUCGGUGCCUCCCCCGCAGCCUGCACGGAACCGCGCGGGAUGGCCAAGACCCGGGCAGCUGCGUGUGGGGAAUCAUUGUCAUUCAAGGAUAUAGUUAUGGACUUCACCUGGGAAGAAUGGCAGUUACUGGAUUCUGCGCAGAAGUACCUGUACAGGGAUGUGACACUGGAAAACUACCGCAACCUGGUGUCUAUAGGGUAUCAUGGUACCAAACCUGAUUUAAUCUUCAAGUUGGAGCAAGGAGAAGAGCCAUGGAUAGGAAAUGCCAAACUUUGUCAUCAGAGCUGUCCAGAAGAUUGGAAAGAAUGGUACCAGAAGAAUCAAGAUGAGCUUGAAAGUGUUGAGAGAAACUAUGCUUGUAACACAUUUGGAAAACUUCAUCUGAGCAAAACCCAGGCUUCUUCAAGACAAAGACUCCAUAAGUUUAACACACUUGGGAAAAAAAGUUUGACACAAAAGUCAGGUUUAACCAGAAACUAUCUAAGAAAGAAUCCUGAUAAGUUUCAUGGAUAUGAACGGUCAUAUUUUCUUAAGCAUCAAAGAGCUCACAGUACAGAAAAAAACUGUGUAUGCGGUGAAUGUGGGAAAGCUUUUCGUUGUAAAUCCCAGCUCAUUGUUCAUCUCAGAAUUCAUACAGGGGAGAGACCUUAUGAAUGUACUAAGUGUGAAAGAGCCUUCAGUGCCAAGUCAAACCUUAACGCUCACCAGAGAGUUCAUACAGGAGAAAAACCCUACUCAUGCAGUGAAUGUGGCAAAGUCUUCUCUUUCAGGUCACAGCUCAUUGUCCAUCAGGAAAUCCACACAGGAGGGAAACCUUAUGGUUGCAGUGACUGUGGGAAAGCCUAUAGCUGGAAGUCACAGCUUAUUUUACACCAGAGAAGUCAUACAGGAGUGAAACCCUAUGAAUGCAGUGAAUGUGGGAAAGCCUUUAGUUUGAAGUCACCAUUUGUUGUACACCAGAGAACUCACACAGGAGUGAAACCCCAUAAAUGCAACGAAUGUGGGAAAGCCUUUAGGAGUAAGUCAUACCUCCUCGUUCACAUCAGAACACAUACAGGGGAGAAACCCUAUCAAUGCAGUGAUUGUGGGAAAGCCUUCAAUACGAAGACACAGCUCACUGUCCAUCAGGGAAUUCACACAGGAAAUAAUCCUUAUCAAUGCAGUGAGUGUGGGAAGGCCUUCGGGAGGAAGGAACAACUCACUGCACAUCUGAGAGCUCAUGCAGGAGAGAAACCCUAUGGAUGCAGUGACUGUGGGAAGGCUUUCAGCAGCAAAUCAUACCUCGUUAUUCACAGGAGAACACACACAGGAGAGAGGCCCUAUGAAUGUAGUUUCUGUGAGAGAGCCUUUUGUGGGAAGUCACAGCUCAUUAUACAUCAAAGAACUCACUCAACAGAGAAGCCCUAUGAAUGCAGUGAAUGUGAGAAAGCCUAUCCUAGGAAGGCAUCACUCCAGAUACACCAGAAAACUCACUCAGGAGAGAAGCCUUUCAAAUGCAGUGAGUGUGGGAAAGCCUUCACUCAGAAGUCAUCUCUCAGUGAGCAUCAAAGAGUUCAUACAGGAGAGAAACCAUGGAAAUGCUCUGAGUGCGGGAAAUCCUUCUGUUGGAAUUCAGGGCUCCGUAUACAUAGAAAAACUCACAAGUGAAAUUAGAAUGAAGCAGAUGUUAGAAACAUUCUAAUAAACUUGGUCCUUAGGAGACUUCAGAUGAUAAUAUAGACAGUAUAUAAGCAGGCAGUCCUAAAAAUUCACUCAUAUCAAAUAAGUCAUAUAGGAGAGAAACCAAUCAUAUUUGUAAUGACUGUGCAAAAGAUUUUAGAAAUAAGUCAUAUACAAACUUGAUGGAUGAGAAUAACUGAAGAAAUUGAGCAGGAACUAUAUAAAAUGUGCUGGCAUUAUGAAGAUGUAAUUUUAAGAAUUCAUAUUGAGAACACUUUAUAAAUUUAUUAAAUUGGGAAAGCAUUUUCUCAUAGAAAAUGUGUUAAAUGGAGAGUCACAUUCCAAAUUUGAAGCUAUGUUUUAGAGUGAAGAAAAUGAUUAUAAAUGGUAGACUUUUACAUGGUGGAGUAUAAAGGUUUUUAUUUUAAUAUGUAAAUAAAAUGUAAAGAUAAGGGUCAUAUUCUGUAGGUUAAGGAAUAUUUAGGGUGACUUUCAUGAACAGCACUGAAUAGCAUUUUUAAAACUAUUUUUAUUGACUUUUAGAAAGAUGAAGGGAGAGAGAAAGACAUUGAUCAGCUGCCUCCUGCAUGUUCCUUAGCAGGGAUUGAGCCCACAACGCGGGCAUGUGCCAGCAACCUUUCAGUGCACAAGACAACGCCCAACCAGCACCCACGCUGGCCAGGGCCUCAACAGCAUUUUUAAAAAUUUUGUUCUUUUAUUUUUCAAUGUAACUUGUUAUACUUAAUAGUUUGUGGAAUAACAUCCCCCAGUAUUCUUCAUGUUAAAUAACUAUCAGUAUUGUCUCUAUUUCUUAGCAAUAUAGCUAAUAUAAUGUGGCUUUUAAUAAAUGGAAAGGUACGGUUCUCAUUCCAAAUGAAUCCGCUUAUUCAGGAGUCUACAUCAGUGGGUCUGGCAAUGAUCACAGGGCUGCUGAAGAGAAUGCAUUGUAAUGAACAUCGAGUAUAUUUUAGCAGCUCAGUGUCCAUUCCCCUUGUAGUUUUCUCUGCAGAAGUACUUCUGUGUGUGCCUCCUUGUGGUGUCUUUUCCACUAGUGACAGGGAGGCAUUAUGCCCAUUGUUGGGUAACAGUAGCCUCUUUUCCAGGAUUUUUAAUUUAAUUCAAUCUCACAUGAACCAUAAAGGAAAUGUGGGAACGCCUAUGUUCUUCUCCCAGAAUUCUAUUCAGAUAAAAGGUUCCUGCUGUAUUGUUAUCCUAGACUAACUCUGAAUACUGUCCCUUUUUGAACCUGGUUUUCUGGCUUUAUGGGUGCUUCCUCGUAUCUUUUUAAUAAAAAAAUAUUUUUUCAGUUAAAGUUAAGGAGAAUGAGUUUAUCUUUCUUAUAACUGUAGGGCUUUAAUUGAUAAAUUGUUGCUCCAGAGUAGUGUAUAGAUAACAGAAUGGUAGAGAAAAGUGGGGUAUGUGGUUUAGAUUUUUUCCUAAAAUGAGAAACUCUUUCAUAUUCUUGUUUACAAUCCAAGAUGGAAACUUUUUAUCCCAUAAUAUGAAAUGGUGUUAUUGUUUGCGUACACCAAAAAGUUUGUGGCCCUUGAUAAGAUUCUGGGAACUCUGAGGAGCUAUUUCCAUAGAACUUUAAAUUUAUGAGGAAAUAUGGACAGGAGAUGAGAUGGAUACUUCUGGCCAUAGAAUAAGCCUUAAAAUUGAAUACUGGGGUCUUAUGAAAAGGAAACUGCAACCAGUAGAAAAUUAGCCAAAUCUGGGAUAUUAGAGCAUCCAAAUAAAUCAUAACAGGUUAUAACCCAAAGAAUAAGAAUCCAUAUAUCCAUAUUGAUAAAACUAGGUGGGUGAAAGUUUUAUGAGAGAAUAUUUCAUUAGUCUCAACACAUCUGCCCACAGAAUAUUUAUUAAUUACAAUUGGAAAAAUAAUAACUUUACAAAAGACAAAUAUGGCAUUUAUCACCUUAAGCUAUCACAAUUAAUAUUGUCAUUACUGGUACAAACAUCAUAAUAUGAAAUUCUUGAUAUGAUCUCUGAGAGUACAAUAUCACCUCUGUAGUAUUCCUGCCAAAACUGAAAAAUUGGAAUCUAAAUUGUGAGGAAAUAUCUAACAAACACAAGUUGAGAUCCAUUCAGCAUGAAAAUGGGACACACUUUAAAAAAAAAAAAAUGUUGAGAUCACGAGACAAAGUCUGCUCCAGUGUAAUGUACCUAAAGAUAUUUGACAUUGGAUACCAACCCCAAAUUUUGUUUCUGGGACAUUAUCAGGACAAUUGAUGGAAUUUGAAUAAGUUCUUUGUAUUAGAUAAAUAGUACUGCAUGUAUGUUACUUUCUUCAACUUGACUCAAACCCAAAGGACAAAUUUAUAUUGUUCAACCUUAUAAAUAUAUAAUAUGUCUAAAAUAACUCAAUGUUAGAGUUUAUUAAUAUAUUCAUCUUGUGAAAAUUAGUAAAGGGAAUAUUCAAUAAAAUGGAGUCAGGAGGCCAGAGGGGGAGCUCUCACACAGUACUACUUGAUGUCAUUUACAGGAAGAAUUGCCAGUUAUAGAUCCCAACAUAAGAAAUCAUCAGAGGCAAAGAAUCGCCAAUUACAGGCCCCAACAGAAAAGAUGUAUAUUGCAUCUCCUACAAGAAAUCGAGAAACCGAACACCCCUGCAGCCCAGCCAAUGAAGCCACCCUCCUCCUGAACUCUUGCUUUUCCCCAAUGAACUUUUGUUCAAAACUACUCCUCCCAACUUCUUCCUUUUUCUCCAUAAAAUAGCAUUCCUUUCUUUUGUUUGUUGAACUUGCCUAUGGCUUUUGCUAUAGCGUGCUUGUCCUGAAUUAACCCAUUUUUGCUGGCAAAAUAACUUUUAUUUUUAAGGCCAAUAAUCAUAUUAACCAGUUAAUGUAUAAAUAGGUUAAUAUAAAAAACAUUAUUACCCAGAUAGCUUAAGGAAAAUAUUCAAUACAUUUCAGCAAUUCUUCUUGACAAAAUUCUUAACAAACUCAAAAUGAAAGGUAACUUCAUUUUAGUAUAAUAAAAAAACCCUGCCAACCCCAUAGCAAAUAUAAUUAAAGUAAAACUUUAGAAACAUAAUUAAAGUCAGGACCUACUGAUUCUAUUUCUCAUACUGUUAAGCAUUGAACUGGCAUCCUAUUCAAUGCAAGAGGACAAAAAAAAUAAAGAUGAACAAUUAUAUGGACUAGAACAGUGAUGGCGAACCUUUUGAGCUCGGCGUGUCAGCAUUUUGAAAAACCCUAACUUAACUCUGGUGCCGUGUCACAUAUAGAAAUUUUUUGAUAUUUGCAACCAUAAUAAAACAAAGACAUAUUUUUGAUAUUUAUUUUAUAUAUUUAAAUGCCAUUUAACAAAGAAAAAUCAACCAAAAAAAUGAGUGUCAUAGGUUCGCCAUCACUGGACUAGAAAGAAAGAGAAUUAUUGCUACUUUAUUUUAUUUUUUAAAGAAUAUUUUUAUUUCAUAGAGGAAGGGAGAGCGAUACAGAAACAUCAAUGAUGAGAGAGAAUCAUUGAUUGGCUGUCUCCUGCACGCCCCCUACUGGGGAUCGAGUCGGAAACCCAGGCAUGUACUCUUGAACACAAUCGAACCCAGGACUCUUCAGUCUGCAGGCCAAUGCUCUAUCCACUGAGCCACAGCAGCUAGGGCAAGAAUUAUUGUUAUUAGAGGCAAGAUCUGAAAAGCGAUUUUAGCAAUGUUGCUAGGUACAAAUCAAUAUUUUCCUAUACGCCAUCUGUCUUAGUCUUCUCUGGCUGCUGUAACAAAAUACCACACACUGCUUGCCUUAAACACAGAAAUUAACUUAUUUUCUCACAGUUCUGGAGGCUAGAAGUCCAAGACCCAGAUGUCAGCAGGGCCAGUUUCUGGUGAAAGCUCUCUUCCCGGCCUGCAGACAGCCACCUUCUCCUGUCUUCACAUGGCCUUUCCUGGGGUGUGUGUCUAGAGAGAGCACCCUGGUUUCCCUUCUUAUAAGGACAACAAUCUUAAGGGAUCAGGGCCCCAACCUUAUGACCACAUGCAACCCUCAUUUUCUUAAAUGCCCCAUCUUCAAAUAGAGCCACCCUGGUGGUUAGAAUUUCAAUAUAUGAAUUUUGGAGGUACACAAUCAGUUCAUAGCACAACAGCCAAUAAGAAAAUACAGAAGGGGAGGGGGAAAAACUGACCAUAAUAUCAACAGGCAUGAUAAAACAAGAAUAAUACGUCUUAUGUAAUGUUGAAUUUAAAAUCAGAUCCAGGAAUAAAUAUUUUAAAAAAUUGCAUAAACUGAGAAUUUAUUAAUAAAAUGUUAAGAUGCUAUUAAAGUUCAUAAAGGAACUGAAAAGAAAAAUUGAAAGAUAUGCUCAGAUGCUCAUCUACUGAACAACACUGGCUGGGCUGGAAUGCACAUUUAAAUUAAAAUUUUUAUUUUAAUCUUAUUGAAGUGAUUAAAUUUUUCCUUUGACUUAUUGAUAAGGUAAUAUUAAUGGGUAGCCAGGUCAUCUUUGUGUUUCUAGGAUAGAACCCACUUGGCUAUAGCAUAUUUUUGUAAGGUAUUGCCAGCUUCUUCUGUUAAUAAUUUCUCAGUAUUUUUGCGUGGAUAGUAGUAAUUAAGUUUUGUCUAUGCUUCCUUUUUAAAUCAUUACAUUUGUUGAUUUUGGUGUCCUAUGCUAUUUGAUAAAUAUAAAAAAGGUUCCUCCUAAUUCCUCAGGAACUAUUUAAAUAUAAUAAUUCUCUCCUGGAUGUCUGAAAGAAUUCACCAGAAACUCAAUGACUGAUGCUUUUCCUUCUUUUCUCUGUAUUUUUAUUUACUUAUAAAAUUUAUUUUUAGGGAGAGAAAGGGAGAGAAACCUUGGCGAAUAAGGACCACACUCUAACCGAGCUACACGUCAGGGUUCCAUGACUGAUGCUUUUCGACAGAGAAUCUCUGAAAUUGUCUUCGUUUGCAUCCAUGAUUAGUUUUUCUCAUUUAUUGGGUCAAAUUUGAUAUAUCUAUUUGCGCCAUUAAAGUUUUUCAAAUUUAUUAGCACCGAGAGGAUUCUCAUUCAG
Molecule: messenger RNA, 7530 nt
Organism: Myotis daubentonii (Daubenton's bat)
Lineage: Eukaryota; Metazoa; Chordata; Mammalia; Chiroptera; Vespertilionidae
Product: zinc finger protein 26
Exons: 4
Coding region: 930-2537 (535 amino acids)
Biological process (GO): regulation of transcription by RNA polymerase II
Cellular component (GO): nucleus
Molecular function (GO): RNA polymerase II transcription regulatory region sequence-specific DNA binding; DNA-binding transcription factor activity, RNA polymerase II-specific
Source: RefSeq, a predicted model, not a curated record